AUGGGUUCUUUUUUCCAAAGUGAGGAGAUGUGUCUCGUUCAACUCUUCUUCCAGACUGAGUCAGCUCACUACUGCAUCAGUGAGCUCGGCAAUCUGGGCCUCGUGCAAUUUAGAGAUCUGAAUCCAGACACGUCUGCCUUCCAGAGGAAGUUUGUAAAUGAAGUGAGAAAAUGUGAAGACAUGGAGAGAAUCCUCAGGCUGCUGCAGAAGGAGAUGCUGAAGAGUGACAUCGCUGUGGCCAGGGGCUCAGACACGGAGAGGGUGCCGUGUCCUCGGGACGUGUUUGAACUUGAGUCUACGUUUGAGAAGCUGGAGCAGGAGCUGAGAGAGAUCAACUCCAACAGGGACACACUGAAGCACAACUUCACUGAGCUCCUGGAGAUGAAGUACCUGCUGCAGAUGGCUGAGGACUUCUUCGAACAGGAGGGGCCGGUGAAGAAAGUUGUCUUCAUAAUAUUCAUACAAGGAGAUCACGUCCGCAGAAAGAUCCGGAAAAUAUGUGAAGGCUUCCAUGCUAGUCUGUAUCCCUGCCCAAAUAAACCUACUGCCCGGAAAAACAUGAGGGUCAACGUCAGCACUCGGAUUUCAGACCUCAAAAUGAUCCUGAAGAAGACGGAGGAGUACCGUCAGAACGUGCUGAGCGCCGCGGCCGGACACAUCCAGGACUGGAGCACCAAAGUGAGGAAGAUGAAGGCCAUCUACCACACCCUGAACCUCUGCAACAUAGACAUCACGCAGAAGCUCAUCGUGGCCGAGAUCUGGUGCCCGGUGACUGACCUCGCGUCAGUGCAGGCCGCCCUGAGGAAGGGAUCUGAGCAGAGUGGCUGUAGUCUGAGCCCGGUGUUGAACCGCAUCUCCACGAGCCACACGCCCCCCACCUUCAACAGGACCAACGCCUUCACCUGCGCCUUCCAGGGCCUCAUCGACGCCUACGGAGUGGCCGACUACCAGGAGAUCAACCCAGCUCCCUACACCGUGGUCACGUUCCCGUUCCUCUUCGCCAUCAUGUUCGGGGACUGUGGUCACGGUCUUGUCAUGAGUCUACUGGCCGUCUGGAUCAUCUACCAAGAGGAACACUUCCGUCAGCUGAAGAAUGAGCUGAUUGACGUGUUGGUGGGCGGGCGCUACAUCGUGCUCCUCAUGGGACUCUUCUCCAUCUACACGGGCCUCAUCUACAACGACUGCUUCUCCAAGUCCUUCAACGUCUUCGGUUCCUCCUGGAGCGUCAGGCCCAUGUUUCUAUGGGCCUGGACGAACGAGAGUCUCCAUGGUAACACUCACCUCCAGCUGGACCCUGCCGUGCCCGGUGUGUUCUCCGGGAGCCCGUACCCGUUUGGCAUGGACCCGAUCUGGAACAUUGCAUCAAAUAAGCUCACCUUCCUGAACUCCUACAAGAUGAAGAUGUCGGUGAUCAUCGGGGUCAUCCACAUGCUCUUUGGAAUCACGCUGAGCUUAGUGAACUACAUCUACUUGAGAAGCGUCCGUGACGUGGUGCUGCAGUUUGUGCCGGAGCUGGUGUUCCUGCUCUCCUUGUUCGGCUACCUGGUGCUGCUGAUCCUCUACAAGUGGUGCGCUGAUCUGAGAUCAGACUCGGCCCCCAGCCUGCUACUGCUCUUCAUCAACAUGAUGCUCUUCACCUACGAGGAGCCGCACAACGCCAUGCUCUUUGAGUGCCAGAAGCCCUUGCAGAUCUUCCUGGUGAUCCUAGCUCUGCUAAUGGUCCCUUGGCUGCUGCUGGCCAAACCCCUGCUACACUACAGGACGCACAGUAAACAGGCGAGAGCUGUGAGCAUGGGGGAUGUGUUUGUGUACCAGGCCAUCCACACCAUCGAGUACUGCCUGGGCUGCAUCUCCAACACGGCCUCCUAUCUGCGUCUGUGGGCGCUGAGUCUGGCUCACGCAGAGCUCUCGGAGGUGCUGUGGAAGAUGGUGCUCCACGUGGCGCUAGGCAACACCUCUGGCCUGGGCUCUGUGCUGCUGCCGCUGGUCUUCGCUGCGUUCGCCGCCCUCACGGUGGCCGUCCUGCUCGUCAUGGAGGGCCUGUCCGCCUUCCUGCACGCACUCCGCCUCCACUGGGUGGAAUUUCAGAACAAGUUCUACAAAGGAUCGGGUUACAAGUUUACUCCGUUAUGCUUCGACAGCCUAAUGAGUAUGUAGUGACAAGCUUCAUAACUCCAGCGUGGAGAUAGAGUUACACAGACACACAAAUCCUCCUUUUCUUGGUGAACCACAACAAGCUCAUUGACAGAUGGACACACUUGA
Sardina pilchardus (European sardine) is the source of this 2262-nucleotide messenger RNA. RefSeq names its product V-type proton ATPase 116 kDa subunit a 1. Gene Ontology annotation, biological process: proton transmembrane transport; vacuolar acidification. Gene Ontology annotation, cellular component: vacuolar proton-transporting V-type ATPase, V0 domain; plasma membrane; vacuolar proton-transporting V-type ATPase complex. Lineage: Eukaryota; Metazoa; Chordata; Actinopteri; Clupeiformes; Clupeidae. The transcript has 18 exons. The record is from RefSeq and is a predicted model, not a curated record. Bases 1 to 2157 code for a protein of 718 amino acids. Gene Ontology annotation, molecular function: proton-transporting ATPase activity, rotational mechanism; ATPase binding.